Suncus etruscus (white-toothed pygmy shrew) is the source of this 912-nucleotide messenger RNA. RefSeq names its product mitochondrial translational initiation factor 3 (gene MTIF3). Gene Ontology annotation, biological process: mitochondrial translational initiation; ribosome disassembly. Lineage: Eukaryota; Metazoa; Chordata; Mammalia; Eulipotyphla; Soricidae. The record is from RefSeq and is a predicted model, not a curated record. The transcript has 4 exons. Gene Ontology annotation, molecular function: ribosome binding; translation initiation factor activity. Gene Ontology annotation, cellular component: mitochondrion. The coding region runs from base 35 to 874 and encodes 279 amino acids.
CCGGCACACUUCCUGGUCCUGGUCCCUGAGCAGGAUGGCUUGUCUUUUUCUAAAGAGGCUAACAUUACAAACCAUAAAGACCGAAGAUAAUUGCAUUAGAAGAUGUUUUGGUAAAUAUCUUAUCCAGAAUGGAGCACUCACACAGUUGCCCCUUACUGCUUCUAUCCCAAGAUCAUGCACUUUAAUUCAUACCAAAGCUUUUAGUACUGUGGAAGACCCUGAGAAUGAAAGAACCAAAGAAAAACAGGGGAAAGCUUCCUUUGGUAAUAUUGGCAGAAAAAUUCAUGACCGAAUUAUUCAUGUGCUUGAUGAGAAGGGCAAUGAUUUGGGGAAUAUGCACCGAGCAGAUGUGAUUCGACUCCUGAAUGAACGAGACCUAAGGCUGGUGAAGAAGAACACCAGCACACAGCCUCCGGAGUACCAGCUCAUGACAGGAAUUCAGAUCCAAGAAGAACGACUGCGACUGAGAGAGCUGGAAAAGGUGAAACCAAAAAUUGGACCUACACUAACAAAGGAACUAACUUUCUCUUCAAAUAUUGGAAAACAUGAUUUGAACACAAAGACUAAGCAGAUUCAGCAGUGGAUAGAAAAAAAAAAUAAAGUUCAAAUUACUAUAAAGAAAGCAAAGAAGGCAGAAGAGCCAGAAAAUAAAAUGGAGGAGAUCUGUAAUCAGCUCCUCCAGGCUAUGCCUGGUAUAGCUACUUUCUCCUCCCGGCCCCAGCCUGUUCGAGGAGGAAGUGCAGUCAUGUGUGUUCUUCGUCCUUUGAGCAAGAAAGAAGAAAAGGCCUACAAAGAAACACAAGACAUCCAGACUGGAGACCCAUUGAACAAGGAGCAUGAAAGUGAUCACAAAGCAGAUGUUCUGCAUCAGUGAUUUUAAUAAAAACAAAUGUUCUGAGAAAAAAAAAAUAA